Messenger RNA from Phacochoerus africanus (Common warthog), 675 nucleotides. It is a transcript of the gene SPATA33, whose product is annotated as spermatogenesis associated 33. The transcript is spliced from 4 exons. Gene Ontology annotation, cellular component: cytoplasm; nucleus. The record is from RefSeq and is a predicted model, not a curated record. Bases 1 to 552 code for a protein of 183 amino acids. NCBI's taxonomy places the organism in Eukaryota, Metazoa, Chordata, Mammalia, Artiodactyla, Suidae.
AUGGCGGGUCCCGCAGCGGCAGGCCUGGCAGGAGCGGCGGGACGGGAAUCUCCCAGCGGCGUCGAAGGAGCCAACCGGCGCAGGCUGGCGGCCGGGCGGGCACUUCCGGGUCACCUCCCCUUCCGGCGGCCGGGCCCUCUCGCGAGAGCGCGGCCCCCUCCCGAGGGCCGCGGCGUUGCCAUGGUGACCGCCGGGUCCGCGCCGCGGCCGCGGGGCCACUGUGAGGAGCCGGAGAGACACAUCUAUUCAAUCCCCAAGGCCAAGGAAAGGCUGAUGGACAGGCCCCCCCCAGAGCCUGAGAGGCCUCCAGACACUGAGCCUUUGGAGAGCCCACAACUGGAGAAAGAGGCAGCUGAGCAGGAAUGGCCUGUGUCUGAAGUCCAAGGCGGGAACACAGCGGGAAGGCCGCUCCGUGGAGCACAGCCCUGGGUGAGAAGGGGUGUGGGCGCUCUCUGCCUGGGCCAGGGUCACGGAGGAAAGGACGUUGCUGGGAAAAGAGUGCUGCCGGAAAGGCCAGAAAAGGCCCAUCUCUACGGAGGAAGCCUGGGCUAAGGCAGCCACAGGGACCGGCUGCAAGUGGGCACCAGGCACUUUUGGAGGCCGAUGGAAAUAUUCUUAUAACUGCCCACUCCUGGGCAUCGUUCCAGAGAAAACCAUGUUGAAAAGAUACCUGUA